GACAACUUAGCAGUCAGUCGAAAGAUCUUGCGCAUGGAUGUCGCGUCGCGAGUUUUUCGCCCCGAAAACUUUAUUGAAUCGAAAUCAAACGAAAAUCACUUGUAAAUGAAUUUGAAAGGGGAAAUAUUAUCGAAAAAGUGUGUUAUUUCUGUGUCGUAGUGUCGUUUUGUGGAUGUUGUUAAGUGUAUCGAAGUGCAUUCUUUGGUGAUUCAUCUCGUUCAAAGAAAAUCUGUUUGUGUCAUAGUUGUAGAUGUAUUGGCUAUAAAAAUUAUGUGUAGUGACGAAAGAAUUCUGUGAACUUCUUUUUUGGAUCCCAUGCAACGGUGUAAAAUGAGGAGCCUCUAGCGUAAGGUUGAUGUCGAUGAACACCUUAAAGCUAAGGCAGCUUUGAUAAUACUUCAUAGGCGACUCUUCUGAAGACCUAUCCAGAUGAAGUAGUUCCCGUUGAUACCACGACGACUAUAAGAUUCAAACAUGGGGGUGGCGCUGAGAAACUUUCUAGUUUUGAACCUGGUGCUCGCUACAGCUGCAGACUUCACCGCCAACUGUCCGCAGGAAUGCAAAUGCGUGUGGGCAAGUGGCAACAAACAAGCAGACUGCUCCCACGCUAAGUUGCAGGAAAUCCCCAAAACUCUCAGCAACGAAAUACAAAUCCUAGACCUAACUGGCAAUGAUCUGUACGAAAUCACCCGCCACGCUUUUGAAGACGUCAGAUUGAUCAAUCUAAAGAAACUCAUCAUGAAAGACUGUAAACUCCUAACGAUACAGAAAAAUGGCCUGAGUGGUCUCGCCAUCAUGAUCGAAUUGGACCUAUCGAAAAAUUCUUUAAAAACAUUACAACCCGACUUAUUUAGGGAGACUGUGAAAAUUAGAUGGAUUCUACUGAACGAUAAUCAACUUGAGAAACUCGACGAUGGUUUAUUCAAUAAUUUGCCGUUUUUGCAGAAAGUCGAUUUGAGUAACAACAGAAUCGUCCAAGUUGGAGUCAAGACGUUCAUGAACUUGCCAAAGAUAAAUAUUUUGAGGCUCGACGGCAACAAACUAGAGUACAUGAAGAUCGACACGCUAAGCUCUUUAACUUCACUUUCAAACUUAGACGUUCACGAUAACCCUUGGCGAUGUGAUUGCUAUUUACAACCUUUUAGAAACUGGGUUAUUAGCAAAAACUUAUUCACAUCGCCUAUAUCUUGCGCUGAACCUGCUAAAGUUCAUGGAAAGCUCUGGAAGGACCUGGAUUCCAGCGACUUUGCUUGCAGGCCGAGCAUUGUCACUCCAUCUUCAAGCACCACUAUAAGGUCAUCUGAUACGAACAUCACUCUAUCCUGUCAAGUUGACGGUAACCCUCUCCCUGAAGUCAACUGGGUAUUGAACGCUCAAAUCAUUGACGGAACAUAUCGCUACCAAGGAGAACUCAAAUACUAUAUUACACAAGCGAGUAUGGAAAACAGCAAAUGGGUGAAUUUAACCAUUGUAGAUGCAGGUGUAACUGAUAAUGGGGAUUAUUUGUGCGUGGCGAAGAACUCCGGUGGAGUCGAAGAAAGAAGUUUGACUUUAGCAGUAACACAUACAACUCCAGGCAUAGUCGUUCCGACUGGGAUGGAUAACAAUAUGCUGCCAGUUUUAAUUGGUGUUUCAUGUACAGCGGCGAUUUUGCUUAUAAUUUUAGUGAUUUUAUGUUACUGUUGUUGCUGUAGACGACGAAGCAAUGAUAAGAAGAAGGCGGAUAAUUCUAAUGGAGAGGCGUUGAUUGAAGGUUCGGUGAUACCUGAGAUGGAGAAGAGUCUGAUAACGGCUGUGAAUCCGGUGACGAAGCCGCCGAGGAGAUACGACGUUCCUCCGUCCAUCACCAGCGCUGGGACUGAGAUGUCAGAGCUAAACAAGACGUUGCUGGACAACGAUUCAGUUUUUGCUCACAAUGACGAUGAGAAGCGGUCGCUGGAUUUCGAGCACCAGAAGAGGUCUCAGGAUGCUCUUAAUGUGGAGUAUGGGCGUGUGGAUGGGCGGGCAUAUCCUCCAGAUCUUCUGUCCUUCCCUGCAAGGGCUGCUCAGAUUUCUCCAGCAGCAAGCAACGCUUCAACUGUCCCCGACACCACGAGACUGCCACCACAACUGAAUCCGGUCAGCCCGAUCCAUUCCCCCAUAUACGGCAUGACGACAAACCAAAAUCUUUUCCGGACACUGCCUUAUUCAAGAUCGCAAUCACCAUUCACGGCACCUAUUACUCCUCCCGUCGUAACUCCAAGACAAGGUUACGUCACUAUUCCUAGACGACCUAGAGUCCCAAGCUGGUCGAGUACAGCAAGCACACAGAUACUACCAAGCACAGAAGCUCAAGAACCAUUGUAUGACAACCUGGGGUUACGAACUACUGCUGACGGCAGUUCGGUGUUGUCGUUGAACAAAACAGGAGUGGAACCACAAUUUUCUCCGAUGCGAAACAGGCCUCUACCUGCUACUCCUCAAGUUUACGCGACACAUCCAAUAUUUUACGCUCCAAUCGAAGAGCAGGAGCCAGCACCCUCCCCUGUGCCACCACACACUCCUCAUCAUGCGGGGAACAGAAACAGCAUAACAUCCCAAAUGUCUUCUCAGUUAUCGACACCUGGUCCACAGGAACCCGUGAACAGGAUGAGUUGGACUGCCAAAAAUACUUCGACACCCCAAGCGGAGCCACGAAAGCUAUUCAACGAUAGAGGUGAUAACGUUUCGCAUGUUUCCGACUCGAGCACUUUAAGUCGAAAGGGGAAACCGGAGACUGGUUCGUUGAGAAGACCUCAAAGGGAAGACGAUAUGCCGAAAUCGCCUUCGAAAGAUGACUCUAGGAACGAUGUGUCUGUAGGUUCUGUGAACCAGACAGGGACGUUAGGGAGGAGUGGUAAGAUUCCACCUAGGCCUCCACCGAAGCCUAAGAAGAAGCCUAACCCCGAAGUGAGUACGACCGAGCCAUUGUUUGAAGACGAAGGCGAGGAUGGUACAGAAGUGUAACUAAUAGACAACACUACCAAAGUGCCAAUGAGCUUGCGAUUUGAGUGAUAUCAGUGACUAAGUGAACAAUUUAAUUUGUUUCGGUGCUCGCGUGAAUAACGUUCAGUGCUAGAUUUUUUACCUUUUACGUACAAUUAAACAAUCAUAUGGACCACUUUGUAAAAGUUUCUAAGUGUAAGCCUAGAUGUAUGCCAUGAAACUAUGAGUUUGUACACUAUACGUUGUGUAUGUUAAGUAUUUAUUAUUUGUAUACGUUACUGCUAAGAUUGUACUGAUCGUCUUUGGUUUAUGUAACUCCUGAAUUUUAAAUCUGUGGAUUACCGAAAAAAAUCGACUAAAGCCGUUUGUUAUGGGUUCUCAACUUCGGUGGAAGAUUAAAUCCAGUGUUAUUCUUAAUUAAUCUUCGGAUUUAAUGCCUGUAUACCGAAUGAUCUUUCGUACAUUUUUUUGGAGAACAGAAAACACACGAAGUAACGGAGACACAAUGUUGUAUCUAGAGUUUUAUUUCUUGGCAAAGAAUACAAGGGGCAUUUUCCUUUUUUUUAGCCCUGGUACGAAGACACUGUUUACGAGUAUAUACUUUUAUAGUGGAUCCAUUGCCUGUACGGCCACAAACACUAUCUUGUGCACACUAAAACCCUGUCAUUGCCGUAUUUGACAUGUAGCGAGAGGUUGGAUUUGAUUUGUCAAAUAACUUUAUGCGACAGGGUUCUUAGGUGUGUUUACAUAAACAUGUCAUUAUAUAGUAGUUGACUUGCUUGCCUGUAGGCAUCUCUUCAUCCAUUUCCAAGACUGAUUAUUCUAAAUUGACAGCUUUUCUUGACAUUCCUUUUUUGAUUGCAUUUUAUUCCAAUUUGUGGACAUUUAUCUUUUGUACGUUUUUGUUCGAGCGUCAGGUUGUGUUAUUAGUCAUUAAUUCAUAAUCAGGUAAACCUAUACCGAUAGAGGAAUCGCUUCCUUUCUGACAUGGUAGACCAGCAUAUAGGCGACGGGAUUAUCAACUCACCAUACUGUUCAUCAUAUCCAUCUUAGGACUUCACGUCAAAAGUGGCUGCAUAUCUUCUUAUUACUUCUGGGUCUGCCGCGGCGGUCGUCAGUUUAUGUAGUCAAUAGAAUCCACUGUUUUUUACGCGCACCUAACCCAUGUUAUGCAUUUCUUUGUCUUUGCAUUGUAGACAUCUGUCAUUCCAGAAAAAUAGAAAAAAGAUAUCAUAGUCGACUAAGUCACGAACGUACUGAAAUGCCCAACAACAAAUGUCAAACAUUACUUUUGUUAAAAAAACAUCUCUUGCAGUUGCAGCAUUCGUUUCCUCUUUGGAAUACUCCCGGCUCAUUUCAUUCUAAAGUUAUGCUGGCGUCUGCCAUUUUACUAUUCAGUUUUAUGUUCAACUGCCGGCAUUUUUCAACAUUUGUUUUUGGGUUGCUCGAACAAAAAAUACAAUUCAAAAGAUAUAUGUCGAGAUUCCAAGCGUAGCGUUCCAUAGAUUUGCUAGAAAAGUUUUCACUAACUCUCGAAGACUGAAUUAUUGAUGGGAAGCUUUUGCUCUGUUGAUCGUGUCAACAGCUGGCUAAAAGCAUUCGUUGGUUAAAAUGAAAUCUUAAUUUGGCCCAGUUGUACUAAAUAACUUAGGCUAAUAUAAUAUCAAGUAUAAUCAAAUAACGAUGUUUUAAAUGAUCAUCGUCAUCUACCUUUUAGCGUUAUUCAGUUUCUCACAUGGUCCGGUUACCUGAAAUUUUAACAGGUCCGGUUUUAUUCAUGUUUUAUUCAAAGAUGAAAAACCUUGUAGAGAUUUUUAUAUUUUUGUUAUGUAUUCUCUUGACUUUAUUAAAAAUCAAUUCCAGUUUAUAUAAUUGUAUUUCGGCCUAAAAACUUGUGAUGUAUUUUAAGCGUUUAUAAUUAUUAUCAUUUUAAUCGUCAUCGUCAUUCCUAAGUACAACUGGGACAACACAUGCUAGACUUCCAUGAUUAUUUUUAACAGUUUGAAAAAUGUUUUUACUCUUAAGGCAUGUGACUUCGACAUCUUAAAUAAAAAAAAUCAUGAUCAUUUAUAUCGUACUAAAAUGUUUGACUUUAUCACUUUAAGUUAUUAUAAUUUUAGUUGUAAACGAGGCUGUAUUGACCGAUGUUUUCCACCUUCUUUCUAGCAUAUCUUUUUUCUUAUAAAAUAGACGCGAAUAGUUCCUACAUAUAUUUUUUUUGUAAACCGUUAUAUAAGAAUAAGUUUGCCUAAGGAUUCUUGGGAAUUUUCUAUGCAAGAUACUGUGUUUUUAUCGCAGGAAUUUAAUUUUCAUAUUGCAGGCAAAAUGUUCACAAACAGCCAAUCCUCUUUCAAGAUACAACAAGAAAUUUCGCUAGAAGUUCCUCACUUUAUGUUUUGGAAAUUUUACUGUUUUGUUUGUAUUUCCACUCAACCACUGAAUUCGACUUUGAGUUUGAAUUCAGGUUUAGAUCGUAAAGAAUUGAUAUAAUGUGGUUUCCAAGAUUUGUGCCCAGUUAAUGGCAAUAGCGAACGAUGUUGCAUAGAAAAUUCUUGCCCAAAAUUCCUAUGGAUACAAACUAUAGCUUAGUAGCUAUAAGUUAUGUUACAAUUCAAUUAAGUUACUGGUGCUUUUUAGCUGUUUUUUUUUUUAUUUUUUAAUGUGACUAUUUAUUUUUUUAUCGGAAUUUUUUAAGUCACCAAGUACAUGACAAAGUUUUUUAGCGAAGUAAUUUAUGAAAUUGAUGGUUUUUAUGCAUUUUUAUGAAAUGAAUCGUGUUCAAGUUAAGUUGUAUUGUGAUUUUAGAUGAAUACUUGAUGCUUACUUAUUAUAACUAAAUUAUAGAAGUAUUUAAAAUUAUAAAAAUUUGCUUCCAAAUUGUAAAAAAAAACUAUAAUUCAAAAAAUGGCCCCUAUAGAAGAUGUGUGUGUUCAUUAAUUUAAACAUUGAAAAACUUUUUCUCUUAAUUUUUAGCGGAAUUUGGCAAUUUAAUGCCAUGCCAUGCUCCCUCGAUCUAUUUUCAAACAACAACAUCAUUUUAAACUAAUAUGUUUAAACAUAGUCUGAAAAAUACCAAGGGGUCUAGCCAAGUUCAACUUUUCGAGCGCACGA
Messenger RNA from Pectinophora gossypiella (pink bollworm), 6075 nucleotides. RefSeq lists its product as uncharacterized. Lineage: Eukaryota; Metazoa; Arthropoda; Insecta; Lepidoptera; Gelechiidae. The coding region runs from base 475 to 2985 and encodes 836 amino acids. The transcript has 5 exons. The record is from RefSeq and is a predicted model, not a curated record. Gene Ontology annotation, molecular function: protein binding.